UCGGCUUUGACGCGGGUCGUCCCUGCUGUUGCUCCCCGGUCUCCAGUGUGGAUUUACAUACCUUGAUUUCCGUGGGACUGGGAAGCGAAAGACGAGGGUGGUGAGUCUUUCAGGAACUGAGGAAACAGCCACAAACAGCGUUAUUUAACACAUUUACAACUUGUAGCCCAGCCGUUGAUCCUAACGUUCGUCGGAAUAACAUUUACGGUACUUUUCUGCGCUUCUUUCGGCUCUCCGCGGUACUCUCACUGGGUUAUUUUACUAGUCUGGAGGAGGGCAGGGAGGUUUUCGGAGAAGUCUGGAAGCAGUUUAAAUUGAACCCGGUUUGAAGGGCUGUGGCCAUGGCCGGGGGUGGUGGGGUUUCUCCUUUGGGGCCCGCACCGCCGAUGUGGUAUCACCGGGACCUGAGUCGAGCGGCGGCCGAGGAGCUGCUAGCCCGGGCCGGGAGAGACGGCAGCUUCCUGGUGCGGGACAGCGAGAGUGUCAACGGGGCUUACGCUUUGUGUGUACUGUUUCAGAAGCAUGUCCACACAUACAGAAUCCUCCCAGAUGAUGACGGAUUUCUGGCUGUACAGACAUCUCAGGGCGUGCAGCCGAAGCGGUUUAAGACGUUACCAGAGUUGGUGUUGUUGUACCUGCAGCCCAGCCAGGGUCUGGUCACCACCCUGCUUUACCCUGUGGACAGAGAGGAAACAGCUUUCAGUGACGACAGGGACUAUUCAGAUGGAGAAGAUGAGAAGCCACCCCUCCCCCCUCGCUCUGCCUCCACCUCCACUCCCCCCGGACCAGACACACCCACAGAGAGUGCCCCAGCAGCUAAUGGCCUGAGCACCAUCUCCCACGAGUACCUGAAGGGCAGCUAUGCUCUGGACCUAGAGGCAGUCAAACAGGGAGCCUCCUCCCUGCCUCACCUCAACAAGACACUAGUGUCCUCCUGCAAACGCCUUAACGGGGAGGUGGAUAAGGUUCUGUCUGGCCUGGAGAUCCUGUCUAAAGUCUUUGAUCAGCAGAGUGCUUUCAUGGUCUCCAAGAUGAUCCAGCAGUCGGUGAAUCAGGGUGGAGACCAGGAGUUAGAGAACCUUGUGACCAAGCUGGCGAUUCUCAAAGACCUGCUGUCCUCCAUCGAGAAGAAGGCUCUGAAAGCUCUCCAGGACAUGAGUUUGUCCUCUCCAUGCUCCCUUCCUCCUCUCUCCAUGCGGCACAGCAAAGCCAUCCCGGUGCAGGCCUUUGAGGUAAAGCUGGAUGUUUACCUGGCAGAGCUGACAAAGAUAGGAAAGAGUCAGAAGUACACUCUGUCGGUGGACGUGGAGGGAGGACGGCUGGUAGUGAUGAAGAAGGUGAAGGACAGCCAAGAGGACUGGACCACCUUCACACAUGACAAAAUCCGUCAGCUGAUCAAGUCUCAGCGGGUGCAGAAUAAACUGGGCAUUGUUUUUGAGAAGGAGAAGGACAAGAGCCAGAGGAAAGACUUCAUCUUCGCUAGUGCCAAGAAGCGGGAGGCAUUUUGCCAGCUGCUGCAGCUGAUGAAGAACAAACAUUCCAACCAAGAUGAGCCAGACAUGAUUUCCAUUUUCAUAGGCACCUGGAAUAUGGGCUCAGUGCCGGCGCCCAAGUCUCAAGCCUCAUGGGUGUUGUGUCGCGGCCUCGGGAAGACUCUGGACGAGAUGACAGUCACCAUCCCUCAUGACCUUUAUGUGUUCGGAAGCCAAGAAAACUCUGUGUGUGAUCGGGAGUGGGUGGAGUCACUGCGGGCCAUGUUGAAAGAACAGACAGAACUGGAUUAUAAACCGAUCGCAGUGCAAACUCUGUGGAACAUAAAAAUUGCUGUGUUGGUGAAACCUGAGCACGAGAACCGGAUCAGCCACGUGGGAAUGUCCAGUGUCAAGACCGGCAUCGCCAACACACUGGGUAACAAAGGAGCUGUGGGUGUGUCCUUUAUGUUCAACGGGACGUCUUUCGGCUUUGUGAACUGUCACUUGACGUCAGGGAAUGAGAAGAUUGCCAGGAGGAACCAGAACUACCUGGAUAUCCUACGCUUGCUGUCACUAGGAGACAAACAGCUGAGCUCCUUCGACAUCUCACUGCGCUUCACGCACCUCUUCUGGCUGGGAGACCUCAACUACAGGCUGGAUAUGGACAUACAGGAGAUCUUAAACUACAUUAACAGGAAGGAGUUUGAGCCCCUGCUGAAGGUGGACCAGCUCAACCUGGAGAGGGAGAAGAACAAAGUCUUUCUACGCUUUGCGGAGGAAGAAAUUUCGUUCCCACCCACCUACCGUUAUGAACGUGGCUCAAGGGACACGUAUGUCUGGCAGAAGCAGAAGGCCACAGGGAUGAGGACUAAUGUUCCAUCCUGGUGUGACAGGAUCCUGUGGAAGUCAUACCCAGAAACACACAUUGUCUGCAACUCCUAUGGCUGUACAGAUGAUAUAGUGACCAGUGAUCAUUCCCCUGUGUUUGGUACCUUCGAGGUCGGGGUGACCUCCCAGUUUGUCUCCAAGAAAGGUCUACCAAAGUCUUCAGAGCAGGCCUACAUUGAGUUUGAGAGCAUUGAGGCCAUAGUGAAGACGGCGAGCAGGACCAAGUUUUUCAUCGAAUUCUACUCCACUUGUCUGGAAGAGUUUAAGAAGAGUUACGAGAACGACAGUCAGAGCAGCGACAACGUCAACUUCCUGCGCGUGGGCUGGUCCAACAAGCAGCUAACGACGCUCAAACCUCUACUCUCAGAGAUCGAGUACCUGCAGGACCAACAUCUGCUGCUGACGGUGAAAUCGCUGGACGGAUACGAGUCCUACGGAGAGUGUGUGUUGGCUCUGAAGUCUAUGAUCGGCAGCACAGCACAGCAGUUCCACACCUACCUUUCCCACCGUGGCGAGGAAACUGGAAAUAUCAGGGGGUCCAUGAGGGUCAGAGUCCCCUCGGAAAGGAUGGGGACGAGGGAGAGACUCUACGAGUGGAUCAGUGUGGACAAGGAUGAGACAGGUGGACCUAAAGGGAAAUCCACUUUGGUAUCCAGAGUGGGACAUGAAUACGUCAAGCCAUCUGUGGUUCGCAAACAACUUGGAGAGCUGGGAAAAGUCAGUGAGGAGGGAGAAAGGAGCAUCAAGGAGGAAACUGCUGCUAGGCCUAAACAGGAUGCACCAGACGGGGAUCCAUCCAUCUGCAAGAAUAGCUACAAUAAUCCCGCCUACUACAUCCUGGAGGGCGUCCCCAACCAGUCGGCGGCUGCUCUUUCGCCUGAACUUCUUCCAUCUCCUACCUCCGCAAACCCCCAGGUAGCUAAAGCCCCUCCUUCCUUAGCUGGAGCUCGAACCAAACCCUUCUAUGUGGCCUCAGCGCCCUCUCACCUACGCAGACCCAUGACGGGGCACCCGGUCCGCGCAAUCAGCGAGGAGGGCUCCUCGGAGGACGAUGGAGGCGUCUGUGUAGCAGGAGCGCAGGGGGUUGGUGUCGGGACAACAGUUGGAAGCACACUGAAUCGACCCCCUCCUGACUUCCCCCCUCCUCCUCUCCCUAAGGGAGCGCUGGAGAUGGUUGCAGAGGCCCCUUUCUCGAAACCUCGCCCUCUUUACCCAGAUCUAGCCGAAGUCAGGAUCCCAGCAGCCAGUCCUGCUGCCCCGCUGGCUCUCGGAGAGGGUUUUAGACGAGGAGGAGGAGGAGGAGGACCAGGAGGACCAGGAGGACCAGGGGCGUUGGACGACCAGUCGUGUUCUGUGCUCCAGAUGGCAAAGACACUGAGUGAGAGUGAGUUUCCUGGGCAACCUCCACGCGCUCCGUCUGCGCCGCCUCUCAGAGGGCAGCCGAUGGGUUUUGGUCUGGACGCCUGCCGAACCUUCCCGCCCAGAAAUGCCAUCACAGAGAGUAUCGCAGAGGAUAUGCCUGAGGAGGCACUUUGGGGCAGCAGUAGCUCGUCUUUGUCUGUUGGGGAAUCCUCAGUGGGGGAGUGGCUGCAGAGACUGGGAAUGGAGAGGUAUGAGAAAGGUCUUCUACACAACGGCUGGGACGACCUGGAGUUCCUCAGUGACAUCACUGAGGACGACCUGGAGGAGGCGGAAGUGUUCGACCCCGCCCACAAGCGAAUCCUGCUGGAGAGCCUCAGGCAGCAGCAGCCACAGAAGUAAAACUGUUUCAAACUGGCCCGGUACCACACCGGGUCCAAAGAGGCCAAAACCUCAGCUGAACUGAACUGAGCUGAGCUGAGCUGGAAAGUGCCAAUCGAUGCCAGACUGUGCCUUCUGAGAGAACUUGCACUCCCAUUGGAAAUUUCAAAAAACACUUGUAGAACUACCAUCUUUUUUCACAUGUACUGUAUGUGUGUUGUCGUGGCCUUAUUUAAUGAGAAUCAUUUCAGUCCUUCCAGCGUCACUACGUAACCCUCUUCUCGAAACCUCGUGAGAAGAUGCAGGAUGAGAAAAUAUAAUUUUUCUGGCCAGACAUAUGAGAUAUGACUCGCUCGUAGAGUAGCUGAUGCCUUGAUGUUGGACCAUCACUUCUGACCUGCAGCUUCAAGACCUGAGAAGCUUUUAACUGACGAGUUGCUGACUUUAAGACUCCUCGGAUGUGGGGAACUUUCAGUUUUAAAGUAAAAUGAAAAGUGCGUGCUCUUCUAUGACUCUCUGGUUCCCCCCCCCCCCUAAUGAUCACAGUUUGGGAAACUGUGUGGGAAUUGUUAGAUAGCACUCCAGGGUAAUGUCAGCCCACAGCUCGGGCAGAGGAACGCUCUCGCUUCUGUGAUGAAGGCGGACAGGAAGUGACACUCAUGUCAGACUAAAGCGAGCUCAACUCGCAUUUCUCUAAUUUUGUAUUUUUUUGUGAUAAUGUUUGGGCCAUUGUUGUUUAAAUGGUCAGUGAUUCUGCAUGUAUUUAUGGUUUUAUGUUUGUUUUUUUGUGUUUAAUGUUAAAGGGAAUAUGGAGCAAACCAACCAAACCGGUCCCGGUGGAGCUAAAAGUGCAUAUUUCACCGUGGUACAACGUUUGAGUGACUGUGAUAGCCAUCAGCACCCCUGACCUGUGAUGUGAUGUGAUUUGAUUUUUUUCACACUCAACACUGAGAUUUCAUCUUUUUUCUCUGACAAAUUGUGACAAGUUGAUUAUAUUAUUAGAAUUGAGAAUUAUACAUGAGGUAAUGAAUGUUGUACCAAAGUGAAAUAUUACUCUGAAGGUUUUCCCCCAGCACAUUUCAUGCUUACACUUUAAUUGUCUGUAAAUUUUAAUUUACAGAAGAAGGCAAAUCUUAUUUUAGAAUGUAAUGACCCAGGUUUGAUGGGCUUUAUGUCUAUUUCAUUUUAAAUUGUGUAAAUGGAGCAGUGUUCAGGGAAUUAGUUAACAUAGCUAAAUAGAUUAUUACUAACUACUAAUGAUUCUUCGACAGAAGAUUUAGUAAGCCAUCAUGUUGUCAUUUGUAAAUUCAAAACCAUUCGUCACCGAAAUGUUAUUUUCCUGUAAUACUGUCUAGAGACAUUUUGGGGAUUUUUUUGAUUUUGAUGGUUCUGUUAUUACAUUGCUAGAGACACAGUCUUAGGGUCAUGACAUAUGUUGUACUCUUGGGAAGAGAUGCCUCCUCUCAUGAUGCAUUAAAAACAGAAAAGCCAGGUUUCUGCAGGACACAGGUGGCUGUUGUUCCCUGAUGUAACCAGCAGGUGGUGCUGCUACUCCAUAAACCCCACCAGUAGGUUUGAUGCUUACUGUGGAAACUUUGGAACAAACAAGAUACAACCAAGUCAUGUUCAGUGAAGGGAGUUGGGUAGAUAUUGUUCUUGAGCAGUUAAAACCAUAGAGUUAACAUACCAGUUAGGGUUCACAUUGCCUUUUUAUUUGUUCUUAAUUUAAAUCCUGCCUCCUCUUCUGCCUGUGAAGCCAGUACAUAGUUGUUUUAAGAGAUGCUGGUGUGGCCUCAAAAGUAGAACUCUAAACUCUCUAUGAAUGUGUUUUUGCAUAAUUGGGACAAAAUAUGUGAUUGUAGCAGUUUCAUUCAUGUCUGUUUCUCCUAUUUCCUUGUGACCCAAAAACAACCUUGAAUUAUGUUGCUCUCAUACAACCUUACAAGUUAUGUGUUGCACAAUGUGUGUAAUUUUUCUAACAGUCAAACAACCGUAAUGCGGAGAAUGUGGUUUAGACGUGUUCAAUUUGAUGUCUUUUUAAGCCCCUUUGGCCUCUCCGUGUUCUCAGUUAUGAGUGUGUGUGUGUGUGUGUGUGUGUGUGUGUGUUUGUAUUUGUGUGUGUGCAUGAGUGAAAAAGAGACACACUUUAUCUUCCUUCAUGUAGUCGCCUCUUUUGGUUAUGUUAAGUUAAUGUAAGAUGUUCGCCCAUGUAAUUUUUUUCAAUUAAAAUCUAAUAUCUUUCCUUAUUUUCUA
This is a messenger RNA of Cottoperca gobio, 6353 nucleotides long. It is a transcript of the gene inppl1a, whose product is annotated as inositol polyphosphate phosphatase-like 1a. Gene Ontology annotation, molecular function: inositol-polyphosphate 5-phosphatase activity; protein binding. Gene Ontology annotation, biological process: phosphatidylinositol dephosphorylation; negative regulation of insulin-like growth factor receptor signaling pathway; regulation of immune response. NCBI's taxonomy places the organism in Eukaryota, Metazoa, Chordata, Actinopteri, Perciformes, Bovichtidae. Gene Ontology annotation, cellular component: cytosol. The record is from RefSeq and is a predicted model, not a curated record.